CUCAUACAUGCUUAGGAUUUAGAUACUAAAUUCCAGCCACUGCUGUUUAUUACACAUGAGUCAAAUUCUUUUUAUUACACAAGGCCUGCAGUCCAUAUGCAAUCCGUUCAGCCCAUGCAAACGUCUUCAGAGAAAAUUUAAUCGGCUCAUGGAUCCGUACUAAUCCGUAUUUUCACCCUGGAGAUGGUCUUUUUUUUUUAACCUCGAAUGCGUUAUAAUAAUUCACUGAAAUUAUUUUGCCUAACAAACAAUUCACACUCAAUCUAUAAUUUUAGGGCUGAGGUUGUAUGUUCUAAGUCAGUACACAGUCACUUCCCUUAACCACCUUAAUCAUUCUACACACACUACAGACAAUUUAGACAUGUCAAUCAUCCUAUCAUGAAAGCCUUUGGACUGCAGAUGAACCCUGAGAAAAAUAAAUCAACACUAACCAACCAGAAUCAAGCAGUGCUGUGUUUUAUACAUUUAUGGGGCAAUUUAAAAAAUAUAUAAAUUAAAUGCACAACCGGAUGUUCAGUCCAUAUAUUUUCUUCACAUCCUUGCUCCCAGGCUGAACACACACACACGCACGCACACACACACAUGCACGAGCGUCCCUCACCGGCGUGCACGCGCUUUACAAAACAUUACAGAGGUCUCGAGCACAGAAUAAACACCGUGCACCGUGCACUCAGGAUGUGAUCCAAAAAAAAAAAACCCCGACUUGGCAACACCGGACCUAAACUUCUAAAAACGGAUUACUUAUUUGUUUUAUGUCAUUGUGCUUAUUUGCUGUAACAUCCACUGGUUAUACUUUGAUUAUUUGUUUCAUAAAAAAAAAACAAUAAUAAUAAUUUAAAAAAAAAAAAAGGCAUGCUGUGUGUGUCACCGUCGCCGGUGAUGAUGAUGAUGAUGAUGGUGAUGAUGAUGUGCUACUGCAGUUUUGUCUCCGGUGCUGCGCGAGCUGAAGCUGCGGCUCCUCACCGGGACACGCUGGACUUCGGCUUUGUCCCUGCGGUGGAUUACGAGACAAACGCGUUCUAUGAGCCCGGAGCCGUGGACAUGCUCUUUCACAUCGUGCACGCGUUUCUGUACACAAUACAACCAAACCCUUUCCCAGCAGACCUCAUUGUCAAGAUUUUGCAACAAAACAGUAAAGGACUCAAACCAGAAGAGCUCCAGAAGCCUGAGAACAUCGUCCUAACGCUUCAGGCCAUUUAUUAUGAGCUCGGCUUCAUCGUGCUGGCUGUGUCGGGCAUCGUGUUCGUGCUGCUGAUGCCGCUGGUGGGUUUGUUUUUCUGCCUGUGUCGGUGCUGUGAGAACUGCGGAGGCGAGAUGCACCAAAGGCACCGCAAAAAUGCUGAGUGUCAGCGUGGCUUCUAUACCGUCUCACUCAUCACCUCGUCGGUGGUCAUGGCAGUGGGAGUCCUGGUCGCCUACGCUGCAAGCCACAACAUCACGUCCCAGAUCAAAAGCACCAAACGACUCGUUAGCUCCAACAUUAACGAUCUGAAAUCACUGGCCAGUUAUACACCAGCGCAAAUCGACUAUCUGACUUCACAAUACACAACAGCCAGAAAUAAAGUUCUCUCUGAUCUAGACAACAUUGGGCCGUUGUUGGGUGGGCAGAUACACAACCAGCUAAACAGAGACGUGAUGCCAGCUUUAGACAAUGUACUGCGAAUGGCAGCAGUCAAAGUGGAAAGUGCUAUUAAAGCAAUGCGUGACACUAAGGAGGCUUUAGAGAACGUGAGCACGUCUUUAGAGAUGUUACAAGAAGCGACUAGCAAGCUGCGGAGGUCUUUACAGCAGGAGCGCACUUCACUUUCAAACACGCUCAACGAUCCGUUGCGCGGCAAAGGAAACGCCUCACACACGUGCAACAUCUGCGCUACAUUUGACCAGCUCGCUGUCAGAGCCAACUUUAAUAGGCUGCCGGAUGUCACUCCUCAGCUAGCAAAUCUAGAAAGUGUGAUGGAGACGGAUCUCAGCUACAUUGUUCAGAAGGGCUACUCUGCUUUUAAUGACACUUCCAGAAUAGUAAGCGAACAGACACAAGACAUGGAGGCCACACUUCCAAAAGUGAAGGCUUUGUUGGACAAAUCAGGAGCAGAGAUUAGUGCAUUUAUUAACGCGUUGUCGGUGGAAUCAGCACUGGAGAACUUCACUCGGUUUCUAACGGAUAGAGAGAAGAAAAUCGGAGCGUUCUACCCACAGAUUGAGAAGCUUGAUUUUUACAGAUGGAUAGGGUGUGUGGUGCUGUGCUGCAUGGUGGUGCUGAUCCUGGCUUUUAACCUUCUGGGUUUGAUGUGUGGAAUAUGUGGCCAUGAUAAGAACACCACACCUACAACACGUGGCUGUCUCUCAAACACAGGCGGCAAUCUCCUAAUGGCAGGCGUUGGAUUCAGCUUCAUCUUUUCAUGGGUCCUGAUGGGAGUUGUGGUCACCUUGUUUGUAACUGGAGGGAAUGUGGAGAAGCUCGUGUGUGAGCCUCUGGCCAACAGACAAUUGUUUAAGAUUAUAGACACACCAUACAUGGUCCAUCCUGGUCAAAAGAACUUCCUGCCUGGAAUCCUGUUUCAAAACCACACCCUCGAUCUUACCAUCACCAGCCUAUACAGCGAUUGUUAUGAGAAUAAUGGCAUAUAUUCUGCACUACAACUGGAGAACCAAUUCCACUUCAUUCAGUUUAUCAACAGAACUGUGAACAGCCAUGAUCUGUCGGAGAUACUUGAGGGGAUAAAUGUAGACUUGGAAGGAAUAAUCCUGCUGGGGGAAGACGGAAAAGACAAUCUGAUCAAUUUUGCUAAUUCAGGCCUGGGAGAAAUCAACUAUGAGGCCUUUCUCUCAGAGGUCAAUAAAGGAGUAACUGUUGUAGAUCUUCUCUCCUUUGCAAGUGAAUUGGAGGCCGAGGCCGAUCAUCUGCCUCGUGGUGCUCUGGGAAAUGCUCUGAAAGGCCACGCUAGCAGCAUCAGACAGAUCCAUAAAGAACAAGUUGUGCCCAUGGAGCAAGCCAUGAGCUCAUUAAGUCAAAGUAUCAGGUUUCUACAGACCACAGUUGAGGAACUUCCUAGUAAAGUGAAUAACGUGCUGAGUGCCAUUGAUUCAGCUGAGUAUCUAAUUGCCAACAACGCCUCACACGUGGUCAAAAAGGAGACGGAUAAAUACACACAGAACCUGAUGGGAUACCUUAAACAGUAUGUUAACUGGGUUCACCUCUCGUUAACGAUGGCAGUAACACAAUGCAAACCCAUCAGUAACAUCAUUGACUCACUGGAGAUUGUGGGCUGCAGUUUUAUAGUAGACUCCGUGAACACAUUCUGGUUUGGACUGGGGGGCUGCUGUUUGUUCCUUAUCCCCAGUAUUAUCAUGUCCGUCAAACUUGCUAAGUUCUACCGCAGAAUGGACACAGAGGAUGUAUUCGAAGAUAGGCAAUGGUGGAAGCUAAAAGCUCAGAAUUUCAAGAAAACUGUGAUAGAAGAGACUUCACCCAAACGAUGAAACUCGGAACAGAGAACUGGAGUUGAACAGUCCAUCAAUGGAAUGACUUAGGCUUAAUUCCAAAGAAAGAAAAGUGAAGAUGAGAAGGAGAAAGGGAAAUAAUGCAGGAGAUUCUGAUUGUUGUUUUUGUUUUGUUUUUGUUUUUUAAUAGAUGUCUUUAUCACUGUAUUCCAUCCUCUGUUACUGUAAAAAGACAAUUUAUUAAUGAAGUUAUUAAUGAACAUCAGUGAUACUUAUUCAGGUUCUGAUACUUUGUUGAAAGCCAUGAUAUAUGAUUAUUCCAAUCCAAAGGUUGCUCAGCAAGCCAAUUUUAAGGAUGGGUACAGUAUAAUUCCAGAUAUUAUGUAAUUUGAUUCAGUGACUCAUAUUUGAUUCAAUGUUUAAUUAAUUGUAACUUCUUGCUGUAAUUUUAAUCGCUUUUUAAAUGUUUUAUAGAUUUGCAGAACAGCUUGUAAGAAAACUCUUCCUUUUUUUGAGUUUUAUGAGGUUUUAUAGGAGUUUUUAUAAAUUAUUUCUGUUAAUAAAUUAUUUAUAACUUAGUAGUUAUUUACAAAUUAUUACAGAAUUACAAAGAAUUUUAAGCAAUGUCAUAAUUAUUUAUGAGUUUUAUAGAAAAUAGCUUUGUCAUGUUCCAUGAAUGAGUUUGAGACAAUAUGGCAACUAAAUCGAUGGUCAAUCAGCUUCCUAAAUUAUAAAAAUAUUUUUUCACUAAAGAUUAUUUUAAUCUAAAAAUGUUUGGCCAUGUUUUAAUAUGAGUUAUAACAUUUAAUAUUUGGAAGAAAUUCAAGCUUUGUUUUUUUGUUUGUUUGUUUGUUUGUUUGUUUGUUUUUAACCAAACAUUAACUAGCUGUUUGAAGGUUGAUAAAAGAUUAUGUACAUUUAAAACAAACCUUGCAUAAAAAUGUGUUUUUAAAGGUUUUCCUCUGAAUUUAUUUAUAAUGCUCACUUUAUUAUAACAAACAAUGAACAGAAUUUCUGUCUAGUUUUAUAGAAAUCAACAGUUUCAAAUGUUCGCAUGUUAAGUGUUUUUGUUUUUUUGUUUUUUUGUUGUUGUUUUUUUUAAAGUAAUAUGAAGUAAAGCCUAAAAUGUUUAUGACAUUAAACUUUGACUGGUCCUAGCAUACAAUUGUCAUUAAACAGUUUACAGCUGUAUACAAUAUCUACCUUUUUUUUCUUGUCUUAAUUUCCUGUGGCAUUACUGUAUUUUUCUUAUUUAUUUUUCUUAUUUGGAAAUUGUUGUCUUAAAUUGUACUCUACUUCAUCAAGCUUCAAUCAAAUGUUGAUUUUAAGACAAAGCACACAAAUGAGUUACAUUAUAUAUAUGCAGUUAAAUAUUUUGGAUGGAAAUUUUACCAGCAAAUCUGCCUAAAUCUCUAAGCUUUAUACAGUAUAUUAAAUCUGUGGAAAUUUCAUAUGGACUUUGUGUAAAUGGGAAAAUAAAACCUUUAAUUCA
This is a messenger RNA of Tachysurus fulvidraco (yellow catfish), 4933 nucleotides long. RefSeq names its product prominin 1 b (gene prom1b). The record is from RefSeq and is a predicted model, not a curated record. The coding region runs from base 853 to 3480 and encodes 875 amino acids. Gene Ontology annotation, cellular component: microvillus; cilium; apical plasma membrane. The transcript is spliced from 28 exons. NCBI's taxonomy places the organism in Eukaryota, Metazoa, Chordata, Actinopteri, Siluriformes, Bagridae. Gene Ontology annotation, molecular function: cholesterol binding.